CCCAACCCCACCACUGUUUCUUCUGUACUUUCUUCUGUCACUCUUUCAUUUCACCCACGGAUAAUAAAUCCUCAGCUCCAGGCCUAAACAAAGUCCUAAGCUUUUUCUUCUCCUUCUUCUUCUUCUUCUUUCUUAUUGGACUUUUUUCUUUUGUGUGUGUAAUGGAGGAUGCUGAGUGGGUUCUGGUGAGGAAGCCUGCGGAGAAGGACGUGUGGGCCCCAAGUUUAGUGAAGGAGGAGAGUUCUAAGCCUUUGAAGGUUACGUUUUCUGGGCCUGCCAAGCAUUGGACUGAUGCUAUUCCAAUCGGGAAUGGGAGGCUUGGAGCCAUGGUGUGGGGUGGUGUGGCAUCAGAAAAACUCCAACUCAAUGAGGACACACUCUGGACAGGAACUCCUGGAAACUAUACCAAUCCAAAGGCUCCAGAGGCACUCACAGAGGUUAGAAAACUUGUUGACAGUGGUAAAUAUGUUGAAGCUACUGAAGCAGCAGUCAAGUUGUCAGGAGAUCCUUCUGAUGUUUACCAACUAUUGGGCGACAUCAACCUAGAAUUUGAUGACUCUCACCUCGAAUAUGCUGAAGAAAGUUACAGCAGAGAGCUAGACCUGGAUUCUGCAACAGCAAAGAUAAAAUACUCAGUGGGUGAUGUAGAAUAUACAAGGGAGCAUUUUUCAUCUAAUCCUGAUCAAGUGAUUGUGACGAAGAUCUCUGGAAGCAAAUCAGGGUCCCUAACAUUUACAGUUUCUCUAGACAGCAAGUUACAUCAUAAUUCACAAGCAAAUGGUAAAAACCAAAUUAUAAUAGAAGGAAGUUGUCCUGGAAAAAGGAUCUCACCAAAAUUCUUGUGUUUGAAUGACAAUCCGAAAGGGAUUCAGUUUUCCGCGGUCCUUGAUUUGCAGAUUAGUGGUGGCAGUGGUGUGAUACAUGUUCUGGAUGACAAGAAAUUAAGGGUUGAAGGGUGUGAUUGGGCUGUUUUGCUUCUGGUGGCCUCAUCUUCGUUUGAAGGACCAUUUUCUAAGCCUUCUGAUUCUAAGAGGAACCCAACUUCAGAGUCUCUCAAUGCAUUGAACUCUAUAAGAAAUUUGUCAUAUUCUGAUCUUUAUGCUCACCAUUUGGAUGACUAUCAGAAUCUUUUUCAUCGUGUCUCAUUGCAGCUUUCUAAGAGCUCUAAGAAAAUUUUAGGAGAUAAAACUUUGGAGCCAAAGAAACUUAACCCUAUAAGCAGUUUAAAUUUAAGGGCAAGUGAUGAUGCCUUAGUUUCAACUGCUGACAGGGUGAAAUCCUUCAAAACUGACGAAGAUCCUUCCUUUGUGGAACUUUUAUUCCAAUAUGGUCGAUAUCUGCUUAUUUCUUGUUCACGGGUUGGAACUCAAGUGGCAAACCUGCAGGGUAUAUGGAACAAGGAUAUUGAGCCUCCAUGGGGUGGUGCUCAGCAUUUGAAUAUAAAUCUUCAAAUGAACUAUUGGCCUUCCCUUCCUUGUAACCUAAGAGAAUGUCAGGAGCCCUUAUUUGAUUACACAUCUUCUUUAUCUAUCAAUGGGAGUAAAACUGCUAAGGUGAACUACGAAGCCAGCGGUUGGGUUGUGCAUCAAGUGUCUGACAUAUGGGCCAAAACAUCUCCAGAUCGAGGUCAAGCUGUGUGGGCUUUAUGGCCAAUGGGAGGAGCCUGGCUUUGUACUCAUCUAUGGGAACAUUAUACUUAUACAAUGGACAAAGGAACUUGCUGUUUAUAUAUGGUGCUUAUCUUAUCUGACUCAGGAUGUACAUUAUUUCUGCUGGAUUGGUUGAUUGAAGGCCGUGGAGGGUAUCUUGAAACCAACCCAUCAACUUCUCCAGAGCACAUGUUUAUUGCUCCUGAUGGUAAGCAGGCCAGUGUGAGCUACUCAUCAACCAUGGACAUAUCAAUCAUAAAAGAAGUUUUUUCUGCAACACUUUCUGCUGCUGAGGUUUUAGGAAGAACUCAGGAUGCUGUUGUUCAGAAAGUUCGUGAGGCUCAACCUAGGCUUUUACCCACAAAAAUUGCUAGAGAUGGUUCCAUUAUGGAAUGGGCUCAAGAUUUUGAGGACCCAGAAGUGCACCAUCGGCAUGUAUCACACUUGUUUGGCCUGUUUCCGGGACACACAAUUACCAUUGAGAAAACUCCAGAUCUCUGUAAAGCUGUGGAAAAUUCCCUCUAUAAAAGAGGAGAGGAGGGUCCAGGAUGGUCAACUAUGUGGAAGACUGCAUUGUGGGCACGUCUUCACAACAGUGAGCAUGCGUAUCGUAUGGUCAAGCAUUUAAUUGACUUGGUGGAUCCAGAUCAUGAAGCUGAUUUUGAAGGAGGACUAUACAGUAACUUGUUCACUGCACAUCCCCCUUUCCAGAUUGAUGCCAACUUUGGUUUUUCAGCUGCAGUUGCAGAAAUGCUUGUCCAAAGCACCAUCAAGGACCUGUAUUUACUUCCCGCUCUUCCCCGGGAUAAAUGGGCAAACGGUUGUGUGAAAGGACUGAAGGCUCGUGGUGGGGUGACAGUCAACAUAUGUUGGAAGGAAGGAGACCUUCACGAAGUCGGUCUUUGGUCCAAGGACCACAGUUCUAUUAAAAGAUUACAUUAUAGAGGAAGUACAGUUACAACAAACAUAUCAUCUGGCAGGAUAUAUACUUUCAACAGACAGUUAAAACGUGUGAGGACAACAUGUCUCUGAGAGCAGCAGCAUACGCAGUUUUAAGGUCAAAUUCAUCACAUUGAUUUAUAUUCCCAAUAAAUAUGGAAACGAAGUCCCUUCUUUGUUUCUUCUUAAGUAUCAGUGUCUUGUUAUUGAUUGUGGUUUUUAUUUUUCGGAAGUCAGUUUAGUGUAGCAAAUGAGAGAAUAAUUCAAGGCACCUUACUUGUAUAACCAUAGUAUUAAAUAUUGAUAUUAUCGGUGAAAUAUCGCCGAUAAUAUCGUUUUUUU
This is a messenger RNA of Prunus dulcis (almond), 2930 nucleotides long. Its product is annotated as alpha-L-fucosidase 2. Gene Ontology annotation, molecular function: alpha-L-fucosidase activity. Bases 162 to 2681 code for a protein of 839 amino acids. The record is from RefSeq and is a predicted model, not a curated record. NCBI's taxonomy places the organism in Eukaryota, Viridiplantae, Streptophyta, Magnoliopsida, Rosales, Rosaceae. The transcript has 11 exons. Gene Ontology annotation, biological process: carbohydrate metabolic process.